This is a messenger RNA of Mytilus trossulus (common blue mussel), 1489 nucleotides long. RefSeq lists its product as uncharacterized. The record is from RefSeq and is a predicted model, not a curated record. Lineage: Eukaryota; Metazoa; Mollusca; Bivalvia; Mytilida; Mytilidae. The coding region runs from base 74 to 1486 and encodes 470 amino acids. The transcript is spliced from 12 exons.
AAAUAGUUUAUACAUGUGUAAGUUGGUCGAAGAUAAGUACAUGUUCACAAGUGAAUUUAAGUUGAAGUGAGUCAUGAAAUUAGUUUAUGGAAUUACAUUAAGCACACUAGUUCUAGUGAUAUGUAGUGCUAACAUCUGCGAAGACCGUAACAUUAAAGGAUGUCAAAAACUAGCUGCCAUCAAACAAGACAUGUGCCAGGACAACUGUAUGACAACUCUCUGUCCGAGGACAUGUGGACUGUGUCCUUUGACAUGCUAUUCCUGUGAUCAUGUAGAUCACCCUUCGGAUUGUCAUCACAUACUCCAAUGUACAAACAUGACCAUGUCCUGCAUUGUAAGCCAAACAGUUACAGCUUCUCUUGAGAAAAAGUUCCAGCUUGGAUGUGUAGACAACCUGGUAUGCAAUGAUUUGUACGGUGCUAUUCCAAACCGCACGCAGUCGAGAGGUAGACGAGAUGUUGAUUUGAUUGGAGGGUGCUGUUCGUCAGACUUGUGCAAUAAAUACAACGAACCUGAUAAAAUAUCCGCCCCUACUAUAAAUCCGGUCCAACCUUCCGGUAAAACAAACGGAUUUAGCGCUGCCUGUACCGAGAUGGACUCGGAAGUUUGUCGAUAUUUUUCGGAAAACAAUGGGUGUAACCUGACUUGUGUGGCCUCUUUGUGUCCACAGACCUGCGGCAAAUGUUCUCUGACAUGCUAUGAAUGUGCAAGUGUUGACUUGCCCGGGCAAUGCAGAAACAGAAUUAUGUGUGAUGGCCAUAAGGAAAGUUGUAUAGCUGUUGAAAGUCACGUGUUCAACUUUAAAGAAGGAUAUAAAUUAGGAUGUGUUGCUAAACAGAAUUGUAAGGAUUUAUUAGCAAUGAACAUAGAGGGAGUAUGCUGUGAUAACAACUUCUGCAAUGGGAAUUAUAUUCCGACGACUACUCUCAUUCCACUGACUUCCACAUUAGACACAACAACGGCAUCGGCACAGAGUCAACUUGGUCUUCCAACAGGUUGUACACCUAGUUUUAAACAUGAACAUAAUGAAUGUCCAUCCAAGUUUGUCCGAAAAGGACAAAACUGCUACUUUGUUGGUCAGCACGCAAGAACCAGGCAUGACGCAAUGAAUGUGUGUAAAUAUUUGUGUUCCAGACUAGUUAUUAUUAGCAGCAAAGUGGAAAAUUUGGCAAUAUCACAACUACUUAGUCAGCAACGACAUCAGGCUAAUCGUUACUGGCUAGAUGCCUAUAGAAACUCGUCUAGUUUCAGUGGCCCAUGGCACUGGAGGAGCACAGGUGACAUACUACGACGACACACGUACUCUCAUUGGAGACCUGGAUCACAUGACCAAACCAAACCUGAUGGCGAACAUUGCGCUAGUAUUGGAAAGGCUGAAUCCGGGGACUCUGAUAACGGAUAUUACUGGGACCACAGAAGCUGUACGAUUCAUGCACCUGCAAUUUGUGAAUAUCCUCUAGGGCAUAAACUGUUAAAAAAAAAAUAAAAA